CGUCGCGUGGCUCAGCAUGGCUCGAGUGUCGCUGGGACUGUUGUCGUUGUUGAUCGCGAUCGAGCUCGGCCAAGGAGCCCUCGGCCCUCGAGCAGCUUACGGAGGAGGAGCCAGAUUCGGCAGGGCGCCGCUCCUCGAGAGGUUCGCCUGGAGAAUCUUGGACUGGAAUUACCCGAGCGAGAUCAGCAGGCAGCAGGCGAUCGCCAAUGGCGAUUUCGUUCCCGAAAAUGCACUGCCCGUGGGCAUCGAGGUCUGGAGGGACAAGCUUUUCGUCUCCGUGCCGAGAUGGAAAAACGGGGUCCCAGCCACCUUGAAUUACAUCCCCCUGGACACGGUGCGAGGCGGCGCACCCAAGCUGAACCCCUACCCGAACUGGGCCCAGAACGUGGCGGGGGCGUGCGGCAGCGGACUGACCACCGUGUACAGAAUGCACGCGGACGCGUGCGACCGGCUGUGGAUCCUGGACGUGGGCACCAUCGGCAUCGGCAACACCACCGUGCAGGCCUGCCCCUACACCCUGAACGUGUUCGACCUGACCACGGACAAGCUGCUCAGGCAGUACAAGCUGCGGCCCGAGGACGUGAAUCAGGACACCUUCGUGGCCAACAUCGCCGUGGACCUCGGCAAGGCCGGCUGCGAGGACGCCUUCGCCUACAUGCCGGACGAGCUGGGCUACGGGCUGAUCGUCUACUCGUGGCAGCAGAACCGCUCCUGGCGGCUCGCCCACAGCUUCUUCAUGCCCGACCCGCUGGCCGGCGACUACAACAUCGGCGGCCUCAACUUCCAGUGGGGCGAGGAGGGCAUCUUCGGCGUGAGCCUGUCGCCGAUCGCCCUCGACGGCUACCGCACGCUCUUCUUCCACCCGCUCAGCAGCAACCGCGAGUUCGCCGUGUCCACCAGGGUGCUGCGGGACGAGCGGCUGUCCGCCGACAGCUACCACGAGUUCCAGGUGCUGCCCGAGCGCGGCCCGCUGGGCCACUCCACCGCCGAGAUCAUGGACGACGCGGGCCUGCAGUUCUUCACGCUGGUCGACCAGAACGCCGUGGGCUGCUGGAACUCGCUGCUGCCCUACGCCCCGCAGAACCAGGCGGUGGUCGCGCGCCACGACGAGGCCAUGAUCUUUCCGGCCGACGUGAAGGAGCGGCGCGGCCUGCUCUGGAUCAUGACGGACCGCAUGCCGCAGUUCCUCGAGUCGGAGGCGGGCCUCAACUACACCGACGUCAACUUCCGGAUACUCACGGUGCCGGUGCGCGACGCCAUCGCCGGCACGGUCUGCGACAACGUCCCGUACGCCUACUCGGGCAACCAAGUCUGGUGGGACCGAUGAUGGGCUCCCGGCGGCUCCGGGACCUGGCGCGGACGCUCUCUCACUUUGCUGCUGCUGCGCUCGACGCCGCUGGGCGCUGGCGCACCUCUGCGCUCGGUCGCGAUUUCACUGGCGCGCUCGUGAGGAUCCUCCUCCUUCCCGUUGCUCGC
Molecule: messenger RNA, 1476 nt
Organism: Phymastichus coffea
Lineage: Eukaryota; Metazoa; Arthropoda; Insecta; Hymenoptera; Eulophidae
Gene: Y-y
Product: protein yellow-like
Exons: 5
Coding region: 17-1327 (436 amino acids)
Cellular component (GO): extracellular region
Source: RefSeq, a predicted model, not a curated record